UCCAAGUUUUCCUUAAUAUUAAGGUUAUAAUUGCCCGAAUGAACGGUUCCCAUCCGAAGGACUAGCAGAGAAGAUCUAAAUAUUUCUUCAAACACUUCAUGCCCAGCACUGAUGUUGGUUCUGUUGUCGGUCAGCAUGUAGCACUUCGUCAAGUCCACAACAAUACUAGGAUGGUACCAACAACUCCAACGUUUGGACUCAAAGCAGAUAUGAAGAUUGACAAUCCAUAUAUAUUAAUGAAUCAACUAAGCGCAAGUGUGUUGUGGAUUGAAGGUGGACCUCCAGAGACUUCUAGCGCAGUACAAGCUGGAUGGGUGGCGGCGCCUGCGCUUUUCCCAGACACCGAUACUCAUUUGUUUACGUUUUGGAGAGAUGGACCAACAAAAGGUGGCUUUAAUACGGAUGGAGGGGGGUUUGUGCAAGUUGAUUCUUAUGUGAGCGUUGGUGUCACUUUGGAGGCGUCCAAGUACGGUGCAGAAAUCGUAAAAGCAGCUACUUUUUUUAUUCACCAGGACAUGAAAACUGAGAACUGGUGGUUGAGUUUGACUGGAACAGAACCACACGAUAUUGGUUACUGGCCAGUUGAGAUGGUUCCAAAUCUGAGGCAUGGAGCUAACUAUUUUUCUUGGGGAGGCAUAGUGAGAUUUCUUGAAAACGCGAGUGUCCCACAAAUGGGGACUGGUCAAUUCCCAGAUGGUGAAAAUUCUGAUGCAUCCAAGGUUUCUGCAAUGUGGAAGCUUCAGUUCGUCGACCAGAGUAACGUGUUGAAGGAGCCAGAAGACAUUAGCCUGUUUAAAACUGCUGUUGACAACCGCCACUGCUGCGACUUAAAAUUCAAUGAACACUACAGGACUGACUUGGGUUAUAGAUUGUUCUUUGGUGGACCAGGAGGAAAUUGCUAGAUUUUAAUUGUAUUGUUAUUCUG
Molecule: messenger RNA, 925 nt
Organism: Papaver somniferum (opium poppy)
Lineage: Eukaryota; Viridiplantae; Streptophyta; Magnoliopsida; Ranunculales; Papaveraceae
Exons: 5
Coding region: 99-902 (267 amino acids)
Source: RefSeq, a predicted model, not a curated record